AUGAAGUUUUUCCAAACUAUCAAAAUAAUUAUUGAUCAUCCAGUAUCGGAUGAUGAUUUAACCCAGUAUAUCCUCAAUGGAUUGGGUCUUGAGUUUAGAGAAAUUGUAACCCCAAUUCAUGCUUGUAAAAUUUCUCUUAAGUUUAAAGAAAUUCAUGAUCUUCUGGGUUCUCUAGAACGAACAAGCAAAAUCAUAGAUCCUCUUCUAGCAAAGGCCAUGGCAACAUCAAGAGAAAUGGGCUAUCGCAAAUGUAAGCCCAAGUGCCAAUGGUGUGAUCAAGUAGGCUAUAAGACCAAAGCAUGCCCAAAGAUGAAUUCAGCUAAAGCUACAUCCAACUAUGCAACCACCUCACAAGGAAAAAAAUUUCAAAAGUGGCUUGUUGACUCUAAAACAUCCCAAAACACGACGAUUGAUCUCUUAAAUGUGUUCAUUCAUUCUGAAUGUGAUGGUACCAAUGAGGUUGGUCUUGGAUCAGGACUGCCUGUAUCUCAUAUCGGUUCUUUAUCAUUUGCAUCGUCUAAUCGUGUCUUCCAUACUAUUGCGUCUGUUAAACAAUCUAAAGAAAAUAAAGAAGAAAAAGGAGGAGGCUAG
Molecule: messenger RNA, 591 nt
Organism: Olea europaea var. sylvestris
Lineage: Eukaryota; Viridiplantae; Streptophyta; Magnoliopsida; Lamiales; Oleaceae
Exons: 3
Coding region: 1-591 (196 amino acids)
Source: RefSeq, a predicted model, not a curated record